Molecule: messenger RNA, 1955 nt
Organism: Chenopodium quinoa (quinoa)
Lineage: Eukaryota; Viridiplantae; Streptophyta; Magnoliopsida; Caryophyllales; Amaranthaceae
Product: growth-regulating factor 5-like
Exons: 3
Coding region: 874-1584 (236 amino acids)
Biological process (GO): DNA-templated transcription; developmental process; regulation of DNA-templated transcription
Cellular component (GO): nucleus
Molecular function (GO): ATP binding
Source: RefSeq, a predicted model, not a curated record
GGGAGGAGAGGAUAAGUAUUGGAACAUAAAAAUAAAAAUUAUGAAUAAAAAGUGAAGGGAAUAAAUUGUUGAGGUACCAGAGGCUUCUAGGUCUAGCUAGUUAGGGUAACGAUUUUCAUACGUGCUGUAAAGAUAUAUUUACAUGGAUAAAAGGGACAAUAACGAGUCGUAAAGACCUCGUCUUAAAGUGGAAAUAUCCAAAAUGCCCUUCAUAUAUACUUGUCCAUAUCUAAAAUUGGUUUGUUAAUCACUAGAUAAUAAGGGUAAGGAGCGGAACACAUCACCACCUCACGAGCAGACAAGAACCACGACACCUCUUAGUAUGAAUGAAUUGUUUUAUUGUUUUAAUUAAAUACGGAGUAAUUUUUACCUUAAUAGUGAAGCAUGAAUUAAAUUUACCUCUUUAUCUACACGAAACAUUUAAUAAAUAUUUUAGCCUCUUCAAAAAUAAUUUUAUAAUUCCUCCCUUGCCACUAAACCUAAUAAUGGUACAUGAAAAAAAAUCAUCAUAAAUAAAAGGAACAGACUGCAGAAUGCAGACAUCUUAUAUUUCUGAGGUCUAGUAGUACGCAGCCAGCCAGCCAGCUACAUUGUACUAGUAACGUCAAAUAUUAUUAUUAUUAUUAUUAUUACAUACAUCUUCAUAACAAUUCAUCAUUUUCACAAAAAUAAUUUAUGCAAAAAAAAAAGAUAAAAAAGAAAAAGAAGAAACCAAAUAAUACUUUCUGCAAAAAUUCCACUGAUAAAAAAGAACUUUCAGAAUUCAUUCAGUCCCACUAUUUAUAUGCUUCUCUCAAAAAUAAGACUAUAUAUCUUCAAAGUUCAAACUAAACUAGUGUAUAAAAUUCUCUCUCCUUUAGAAAAAAAGAAAAGAUGAUGAUAUCUGGAAGAAAUAACCAUAAAUCUCAUUUCCCUUUCACGGCAAGUCAAUGGCAAGAAUUAGAGCAGCAACUUCUUACUUUCAAUUAUAUAUUGUCAGGAAUUCCUGUCCCACCUGAACUCUUCUCUGCUGUUAUCAGAAACCCAUUUACUUCCUCUUCUUCUGCCCUCUUCCCUAAUCAACAAUCUAUUCCAUUUGGAUGGGGUUGUUUUCAAAUGGGAUAUGGAAGAAAAAUAGACCCAGAGCCAGGAAGAUGUAGAAGAACAGAUGGUAAAAAAUGGAGGUGUUCAAAAGAAGCAUGCUCAGAUUCAAAGUACUGUGAGAAGCACAUGCAUAGAGGAAAGAACAAAACUAAGAAACAAGUUCAACAAGUUUUUUCCAAUACAACACCAAAAUCAUCAACAAAUGAUCCAAGUUUUUCAACAUCAUCACCCAAAAUUAAUCUAAAAACUUGCAUCCCAAAUUCCCCUGCAAUUUCUUGCUCAAUUUCUCCAUCUGAUAAUGAUAUAGCUGCAACUUAUCCUUAUAUUAUGGGUCAAAAAGCUCAAGCUCAUUCUUAUCAACCCACCACUUUUUACCCUUUUAUGUCUCCUCAAUCUGACUCUACUAAUUUUACUCAGUCAACUCAAAAUUUUACUGCUCCUCACUGGCUUUUGGAUUCUGAGUCUUAUGAUCAGCCUAAGAAAGAAAUGAGGUACUUGUAGAUGAAAGAAGCAAUUAGGGAAACAAAUGGAGUCCAUAUCAAGAUCUAUUGUACGAAGACAUCGAAGGGGAGGAAGAAAUCAAAGAUUUGGACUCAUAAGCUAUUCCAUCACUUCCUAGGUGAUUGUUCGUGACUAACUAACUAGAGAUCGUGACUAAUAAUGAAAAUCCUCAUUUGAUAAAGGAGGAAAAAAAAAGAGGACGAGUGAUCAUCUUUAGUUUAUACGAAGUAAUAACCUUAUAAGCAUGCAUUACAUGAACAUGUUUUUGAUCUUGUGGCACUGAACUUUCUUGUAUGUAGAUGACUAAUGUUUUCGAACGGGCAUAUGAAGGGUUAAAUGUAAGAGCAACCACUUUUAAUGUUCCAUUAUCA